AGGAAAGACGGUUGUGGCGUGGAAGUAGAGAAAGCCGAGGCGAGAAGAAAGUAGGUGAGGGUGUAGUGUGGGAAAGCAAGGGGGGAGUUAAGUUCAAAGAUCACAAUUCUCCUACUUGGAAGGAUAAAGAGAGAAGAUACAUCAUCAAUACUCCUAACCCUUUCUCCAUCUUCAACCCUCACCACUUCCAACAAUGAGACUCUCAAACCCCCUCCUCACCCUCUUCCUCACCGCAGUAACAGCAACAUCAGACACCCCCCUCUCAACCCUAACCAUCCACCCCGCCUGCCCCAGUACCACACCUUCCGACGUCAUCGUAACCCGAUCCAACGCACCCAUACCCUCCUGUGCAGCAGGCAACGAGACAAAACCCCUGAUAAUCAGCAUGGACGGGGAUAAAACGAUGACGAUGACGGCGGGCGGAGGCGCGAUGAUGACGCCUAGUAUGAGUUCGAGUGGGAGUUCGGCGCAGUUUACUGGUGCGGCGGGUCGGAAUAAUGUAUUUGGAGGUGGGAUUUUGGCGGCGGUGGGGGGAGCGGUUGUUGCUGUUGUUGUUUAACAUCCUUCCCCGGGUCACGCAAAUCCCGCCGUGCCGUAAAGAACCUGCGGUUUUUUGCACCUUGAAAGUCGCC
This is a messenger RNA of Bipolaris sorokiniana ND90Pr, 632 nucleotides long. RefSeq lists its product as uncharacterized. The coding region runs from base 194 to 559 and encodes 121 amino acids. The transcript has 3 exons. Lineage: Eukaryota; Fungi; Ascomycota; Dothideomycetes; Pleosporales; Pleosporaceae. The record is from RefSeq and is a predicted model, not a curated record.